GAAAAUCAGCUCCCAUCAGAGCCCUUUACCGAUUCCUUUCUGGAGUACCUUUUUAAAGCGCGUGUCACUGUAUUCAGUCUCCCAGCUAGCCCUCUAAACCUAAAGAUCUGGUCGAGAGAGAAAGAUCAGUAACAGCAAACAGCAAGGAAAUGGGUUCCGGGAAUUUUCUCCAAGUGGUGGCUAAGAACUUUGAUGUUCUUGCACUGCCUCUAGUCACGCUCGUUUAUCCACUGUAUGCUUCAAUUAAGGCUAUAGAGACCAAGUCUCCUACCGACGAUCAGCAAUGGCUUACAUAUUGGGUUCUGUAUUCCAUGCUCACAAUCUUUGAGCUCACCUUCGCCAAAGUCCUUGAAUUGCUCCCCAUUUGGCCUUAUGCUAAGCUUAUUGUGACAUGCUGGUUGGUCCUACCGCACUUCAAUGGGGCAGCACAUGUGUAUCGGAACUUCAUCAGGCCAUUCUACAUGAAUCCACAAGCUCCUCAAAUCUGGUAUAUCCCACGAAAGAAGAACAUCUUCAGUAAGCCAGAUGACGUUCUAACAGCUGCCGAGAAAUACAUUGAAGAGCACGGAACGGAAGCAUUUGAAAAGCUUAUAAGCAAGCAGGCUGAUAGAGAAGUUAGAGCCAGAAGGAGCAGCAAUUACAUGAUCUUCGAUGAUGAUUAUAUAUACUGAAAAAUGUGUGGUCUCCAUAUGAUGAUUAUAUAUAUGCCACCCUUCUUUCCUAGCUAAUUCCGGUCUGUUGCUGUUUAAAGAUGCUAAAUAUCUUAGUAGCAUCGAAUGUGAUAGCCAUCAAGAGAUGUCAUUUUAUGUAGCGUAAGCUUUUGAGUUGAGGCAUGUCAUAAUAUGUUAUGUUAUAUGUUAUGUUACCUCUUCAAAAGUGGUAUCAAAGCUAAUUGUUUGGCGGGUCGAGUAUUGAACACAAUAUUUGUAUGGCGGAUUUCUAUAGGGUUCUUGAUCUAUUAUUAUCUAUGGUAGAGUGGACUAAAGAA
Alnus glutinosa is the source of this 988-nucleotide messenger RNA. RefSeq names its product HVA22-like protein c. The record is from RefSeq and is a predicted model, not a curated record. The coding region runs from base 150 to 671 and encodes 173 amino acids. The transcript has 5 exons. NCBI's taxonomy places the organism in Eukaryota, Viridiplantae, Streptophyta, Magnoliopsida, Fagales, Betulaceae.